This is a messenger RNA of Symbiodinium sp. CCMP2592, 1527 nucleotides long. NCBI's taxonomy places the organism in Eukaryota, Dinophyceae, Suessiales, Symbiodiniaceae. The record is from the annotation of a GenBank genome assembly.
AUGUGGACAUACUGCGGGGCCCGGGCAGACCUCGGCCGCGCGUCCCAUGAUGGAACGACACCGGCCCAGCUGGCUGCCAUGAACGGCCAUGCGGAAGCCUUGCAGCUGCUGCGGGAGGCUGGGGCAGAUCUGGCGGCCGCAGACGAGAACGGCGUCACCCCGGCCUUGCUCGCCGCUGAGAAAGGCCACGCCGGCGUGCUGCGGCUGCUGCAGGAGGCUGGCGCGGACCUCGCCGCAGCGAAGAAGGACGGCAUCACGCCCGCCUAUCGGGCUGCGCAGUUCGGGCACGUCGAGGCCCUGCGGCUUCUGCUGGAGGCCCGGGCAGACCUCGGCCGCGCGUCCCAUGAUGGGACGACACCGGCCCAGCUGGCUGCCAUGAACGGCCAUGCGGAAGCCUUGCAGCUGCUGCGGGAGGCUGGGGCAGAUCUGGUGGCCGCAGACGAGAACGGCUGGACCCCGGCCUUGCUCGCCGCCGAGAAAGGCCACGCCGGCGUGCUGCGGCUGCUGCAGGAGGCUGGCGCGGACCUCGCCGCAGCGAAGAAGGACGGCAUCACGCCCGCCCAUCGGGCUGCGCAGUUCGGGCACCUCGAGGCCCUGCGGCUUCUGCUGGAGGUCUGCGUGGCUGAGCCGGCCUUGGGCCCCCUCCCGAACAGUGACGCGGUGGCUCUGUUUUGGAAGGACGGCCGAACGCCCGCCCACUUUGCUGCGCAGUUCGGGCGCCUCGAGGCCCUGCGGCUUCUGCUGGAGGCUGGCGCGGAUCUGCAGGCGCGCACGCAGCUGGGGGACACUCCCCUGACCGCGGCGGUGGCCGAAGGUCGCGUCCAAACUGUUGGCUUGCUGCUGAAAGCCCGAGCGGAUGCCAACGCCUUGGGCGCCUUCGAUGCAGAGAACCCCCUCGACCUGGCGGAGCGCCGCGGCAACGAGGACCUGGCCUCCAUGCUGCGCGCGGCCGGGGCCCGGCCCAGCGGCAAGGUUCUGCGACUCCGGGGGCUGAGCGCCCUGCGACCCCGGGACAUCCCCACAGCUGCAAGGACCUGGUUCACCAGCGGAGCCCGCGACCUGGCAAAGGACAAGGGAAAGCGCUACCACGAGGUGCUCCUUCGGGGGCGCUUCGCGAAUCCACAGGUGGGAUGGUUGAGUGCCCACUUCCAGGAAGGUGGAUACGACACCAUUGGCGUGGGAGACGAUGCAGAUGGCUGGGCCUUCGACGGCGAGCGCUGCCUGCAGUGGCAAGCCGGUCGGAAGCAGAAGGCAGCCCUCGCACCGUGGAGAGCCGGCGACGUCCUCGGACUUGCCCUGGACUUCGACAGCGGCACAAUGCGCCUGUCGCAUCAGGGCAUUUGGCAUCCCGAGGAUGCCUACCAGAUGAAGUUUCAGGCCAGCGGUCGCCGCUUGUACCCGGCUGUAUCCAUGCGUGGCUUCUUCUCCAUGGCCAUUUCCAAGAAGGAUUGGAAGCAUUCGCCACCGACAAAAGAGUAUCAGGCCUGGGGAGAAGGCACUUUCGACUGGGGCGUGACUGACAACUGA